Drosophila novamexicana is the source of this 792-nucleotide messenger RNA. It is a transcript of the gene Arpc5, whose product is annotated as actin-related protein 2/3 complex subunit 5-A. The transcript is spliced from 2 exons. Gene Ontology annotation, cellular component: actin cytoskeleton; Arp2/3 protein complex; cytoplasm. Bases 88 to 543 code for a protein of 151 amino acids. Gene Ontology annotation, biological process: regulation of actin filament polymerization; Arp2/3 complex-mediated actin nucleation; cell migration. Gene Ontology annotation, molecular function: actin filament binding. Lineage: Eukaryota; Metazoa; Arthropoda; Insecta; Diptera; Drosophilidae. The record is from RefSeq and is a predicted model, not a curated record.
CUGUUCAUCAAUUUGGUAUUUCGUGAAUCAAUUCGCUGGAUAUAAGAAGUAAAACUCAGAUAACCUGUGCUUAUAACAACAUUCAACAUGGCCAAAAACACUUCAAGCAAUGCGUUUCGUAAAAUCGAUGUGGACCAGUAUAACGAGGACAAUUUCCGGGAAGAUGAUGGCGUCGAUAGCGCCGCUGUUGGUCCGGACGAGAACGAAAUCACAUCCCUGUUAACUAAAGGCCAGGGUGUGGAAGCGCUGCUCAGCGCGCUCCAAAACGCGCCCCUACGUUGUAAAAACCAGCACGUCAAGGACAACGCACUGAACAUAACACUGCGCGUGCUGUUAUCGAUCAAGUCAACGCAAAUCGAUCAGGCUAUCGACUUGCUGGAGCAGAACGACCUGAUCGAUGUGCUCAUGAAAUACAUAUAUCGGGGCUUCGAAACACCCUCCGAGGGCUCCAGUGGGCAUCUGCUGCAGUGGCACGAGAAGGCAUUCGCCAAGGGCGGCGUUGGCUGCAUCGUACGUGUGCUCUCCGACACGAACCGUGCCUAAAGUGCGACUAUUACAGAAACAAGCAACCAGAUAAAUCAAUCACAUGUGUUGUUGUUUUUGCCACCACUAUAAAAACCCGUUAAAUAUCCGAGCUAGGGCCCUAGUCCGAGUGCCAGUUGGAUUAUGCCGCAAUAAAAAAUAACAGUUUUCCAAAUUAGAUUUAAACUCGUAUUCAAGUAUUCAAGUUUUUAUUACAAAAACUGCCUAGUAUAUUCGCUACUUUAUAAGCGAGAAAAUGAAGGAUUUAAA